Carcharodon carcharias (great white shark) is the source of this 2169-nucleotide messenger RNA. Its product is annotated as sodium/potassium/calcium exchanger 3-like. Gene Ontology annotation, cellular component: membrane. NCBI's taxonomy places the organism in Eukaryota, Metazoa, Chordata, Chondrichthyes, Lamniformes, Lamnidae. The record is from RefSeq and is a predicted model, not a curated record. Gene Ontology annotation, molecular function: calcium, potassium:sodium antiporter activity; calcium channel activity. The transcript is spliced from 16 exons. Gene Ontology annotation, biological process: intracellular calcium ion homeostasis; calcium ion transmembrane transport. The coding region runs from base 1 to 2169 and encodes 722 amino acids.
AUGAUCAACACCACCACCAUCCAGCCCCUUGUGACCACCACCACCACCAUCCAGCCCCCCGAGACCAACACCACCACCAUCCAGCCCCCCGUGACCAAUACCAUCACCAUCCAGCCCCCCGUGACCAACACCACCACCAUCCAGCCCCUUGUGACCACCACCACCACCAUCCAGCUCUCCGUGCGCAACACCACCACCAUCCAGCCCCCUGUGACCACCACCACCACCAUCCAGCCCCCUGUGACCAACGCCACCACCAUCCAGCCCCCCGAGACAAACACCACCACCAUCCAGCCCCCCGUGACCAACACCACCACCAUCCAGCCCUCCGUGAGCAACACCACCACCAUCCAGCCCCCUAUGACCACCACCACCACCAUCCAGCCCUCCGUGAGCAACACCACCACCAUCCAGCCCCCCGUGACCAACACCACCACCAUCCAGCCCCCCGUGACCAACACCACCACCAUCCAGCCCCCCGUGACCAACACCACCAUCAUCCAGCCGCCCGUGACCAACACCACCACCAUCCAGCCCCCCGGAAUCCAUGAGUUCCCGGAUGACGUCUUCACCGAAGAGGAGAGACAAAAUGGAGCCUUUUUACUGCAUGUUUUCUGUGCGAUGUACAUGUUCUAUGCAUUGGCUCUUGUGUGCGAUGACUAUUUUGUCCCCUCGUUGGAGAAGAUUUGCGAGCAUCUCCAACUGAGUGAAGAUGUGGCUGGAGCGACAUUUAUGGCAGCUGGGAGCUCAGCACCAGAGCUGUUUACCUCUCUGAUUGGGGUCUUCAUUGCUAAGAGUGACGUGGGAGUGGGAACAAUCGUGGGCUCAGCUGUCUUCAACAUUCUGUGUAUCAUUGGGCUCUGCGGAAUCUUCACAGGACAUGAUGUCCAUCUGACUUGGUGGUCCUUGUUCCGUGACUCAGUCUCCUACAUCGUCUCAGUUCUUGCUCUCAUUCUGGUUAUUCAUGAUGAAAAGGUAUUCUGGUGGGAGGCCCUGUUCCUGGCCCUGCUGUAUGUGCUCUACAUCAUCGUGAUGAAAUACAAUACAAGAAUUCGCAAUUACUUUGUGGGGCUGAGUUGCAUUGGCCCAGAGAGAUCAGGGACCGAGGACCCAACUGCACAGCAAGGAGCAGAGAGCAACCAGAAAUAUUCAGCUACUGUCGUCAUACUACAAACAGACCACAGAUCAGAGAGCAACUCGGUGGUGAUGGUGGAUGAACUGUUUUCGACCUCGCCUCACAAGCUCAGCUUCCCUGAGGCAAGUCUGAGGAUAAUGAUCACCCAGCACUUUGGGCCCAGGACCCGUCUCACUAUGGCCAGCCGCAUGCUCAUCAAUGAGAGGCAACGUCUGAUUCGAAGUCAGGCCGUGAAAACAGAGGCACAGGUUUCCCUCAGCAUCCCAGAGAAGCGAGCGGUGGAGAACGGUGCCAGUGCCAGCGCUGACGCUGAGCCCAGCCGAGGGGACGAGGUGCCGGAUGGGAACGGAAACACCGGAGAGGCGGAGGAGUCGAACAGGAAGGGGGAACAGGAGAAUGAUGGGCCACUCAUCCCAUUUAAAGUACCAGAUGAAAGAUGGGAUGUGGUGAGAUGGCUGAUUUCCUGGCCUCUGGCGUUCCUGCUGUACUGCACAGUUCCCAACUGUUCCCAAGCCCGCUGGGAGAAAUGCUUCAUGGCCACUUUCAUCUGCUCCACCCUGUGGAUUGGGCUCUUCUCUUAUAUUAUGGUCUGGAUGGUAACAAUAAUUGGAUAUUCUCUAGGAAUUCCCGAUGUUAUUAUGGGAAUUACAUUCCUGGCCGCCGGUACCAGUGUUCCAGACUGCAUGGCUAGCCUCAUUGUGGCCAGACAGGGUAUGGGUGACAUGGCUGUUUCCAACUCCAUUGGGAGCAAUGUGUUUGAUAUAUUGCUAGGUCUCGGAGCUCCCUGGAUGCUGAGAACACUGCUCCUGAAUUAUGGUUCAGUGGUUUCGAUAAACAGUAAAGGUAUAGUUUACUCUGUGAUCCUGCUCCUUGCCUCGGUUUCCCUCAUGGUCAUCGGGAUCCACCUGAACAAGUGGAAGUUGGAUCGGAGAUUGGGAUUGGGAGCGCUGCUGCUCUACGCUGUCUUCCUUUGCCUCUCCAUACUGAUCGAGCUCAACGUUUUUCUGGAAGUAAAUCUACCGACCUGUCAGUGA